Molecule: messenger RNA, 1135 nt
Organism: Schistocerca cancellata (South American locust)
Lineage: Eukaryota; Metazoa; Arthropoda; Insecta; Orthoptera; Acrididae
Product: mitochondrial inner membrane protease subunit 1-like
Exons: 3
Coding region: 175-1017 (280 amino acids)
Cellular component (GO): mitochondrial inner membrane peptidase complex; membrane
Molecular function (GO): serine-type endopeptidase activity
Source: RefSeq, a predicted model, not a curated record
ACCGUGAGGCUUGCGAUCAGUUUGUAUGUUUUCAUUUCAAGCUUGGCAGUUUCCUGUCGCGCAUGCGCACUGCGUGUCGUCCGCGUAAGCUCAGGCUACUCAUGGCUGAUGACUUCACCGUCUGCGUGAACUUCCCGAUCUUGUUUUUUCGCGUAAUUUAAUUCACUAUCUAUUAUGAGUAGGCAGUUUUGGAAAGAUUUUUUGAUUGCUUAUAUGUCCAUGCCUUGUUUGUGGAAAGUUAGGUCCCCAGACUACAACAACAGAGUCAAGAAAAACCAGUGCUAUGCUAUAUUGGCAAAUAUGUGUCGCGAAUUCGAACCGACAGCAGACAGAGCUUUCGUACAAAGAAAGAUAAAUUCGUUUCGUACAACAUUUCGUAAGGAACACAGGAAAGUAACUGAAAGCAAAAUGUGUGCUACCGGAACAGCUGACGUACACAAGCCAACUUUGUGGUACUAUGACAUAUUGUUACCGACGGUUCUGCAAGGGUCCCCACGGUCCAUCCAGUCAACACUGGAAGAAGUCGAGUUGGCACAAGAUGACAUUAGUAAUUUCGAAGAUAGUGAAGCAGAUGCAGAGGCAUCCUCACUUCUUGAGGGAGAGGGGGGGCAUUAUCAAGAGUUUAAGCAGUUCAAAGAUGCCGCAAAUGAGUCGGAGGCCACUGCUUCUAUGCGUGGAAUUACAGAUAAUGGGGUGGUAUCUUCAGUGUCUGCUCCACCUGCCCUUUCUUUGCGCACUGUGCUACCUACGGUAUGCAGUAAGAGAAUGUGGCGAGAAUCAAAAAAUGAUGAGCUACAGCAGGUAGCAUGCGAACAGCAGUCAUCACCCUUAAUGGAAAACGAUGAAUUUUACCACUUUGGAAUGAGCAUUGCUCUUAAAAUGCGUAAAAUGUCCAAUAUGAAUAAUAUGCAAUGUAUUAUUGCAGAAAAACUUAUCUCAGAGGUAAUAUUUCAUGGACAUAUGCAGGAUCUCACGUAUGACACAGUUAUUAAAAUUCCUGGGAAACAUGUAAAUUGACAUGGGUAUGCAACAAUAUGAUGACUGAAUUUGCAGUCGUGUACAGCAUGUUGUGAGCACUUUGAAGAAACCUUUACACAUGGAAUUAUAUUUUAAAUAAAUAUUUUAUAACAAUGUA